Molecule: messenger RNA, 684 nt
Organism: Oncorhynchus gorbuscha (pink salmon)
Lineage: Eukaryota; Metazoa; Chordata; Actinopteri; Salmoniformes; Salmonidae
Product: dentin sialophosphoprotein-like
Exons: 1
Source: RefSeq, a predicted model, not a curated record
AGCAGUAGCAACAGUAGUAACAGCAGCAGUAGCAACAGUAGUAACAGCAGCAGCAACAGCAGCGACAGUAGUGACAGCAGCAGCAACAGUAGUGACAGCAGCAGCAACAGUAGUAACAGCAGCAGCAGCAACAGUAGUAACAGCAGCAGCAGCGACAGUAGUGACAGCAGCAGCAACAGUAGUAACAGCAGCAGCAACAGUAGUAACAGCAGCAGCAACAGUAGUAACAGCAGCAGCAACAGUAGUGACAGCAGCAGCAACAGUAGUAACAGCAGUAGCAACAGUAGUAACAGCAGCAGCAGCAACAGUAGUAACAGCAGCAGCAACAGUAGUAACAGCAGCAGCAACAGUAGUAACAGCAGUAGCAACAGUAGUAACAGCAGUAGCAACAGUAGUAACAGCAGCAGCAACAGUAGUAACAGCAGUAGCAACAGUAGUAACAGCAGCAGCAGUGACAGUAGUAACAGCAGUAGCAACAGUAGUAACAGCAGCAGCAACAGUAGUAACAGCAGUAGCAACAGUAGUAACAGCAGCAGCAGCGACAGUAGUAACAGCAGCAGCAACAGUAGUAACAGCAGUAGCAACAGUAGUAACAGCAGCAGCAGCGACAGUAGUAACAGCAGCAGCAACAGUAGUAACAGCAGCAGCAACAGUAGUAACAGCAGCAGUAGCAACAGUAGUAAC